AUGGCCCCCUCCGACGACGAGGCUUUUUCAUUUCAGUCCUCUCCGAUAUCAAGAGCGCUUAGUCUAGACCCCAUCAUCGAAUCUACCCUCAACCCGAGGCGUGGUUUUAUGGACCCGCUGGCGGGUUACCCAACUUUCGAUCAUGAUGACAACUCCGCAAACACGGAUACCCAGGAGGCCAACGAACCCAUCUUUGGAAAUCAGUCCACUAUAGGCGGAGUUGGCGGAACAGUACUCCACGCGGCCGUUGUGCACGGCAACGAGGCCAUCGUCAAACUACUGAUCGAAAAGGGAGGAGACCUGAAUGCGCUGACGCAACAGCGCAAGGACACGCUUCAUCUGGCCGUAGAGAGUAACCAGAUGAACAUUGUCCGCCUCGUGCUCAAGGCGGGUGCCAAUGUGAACAGUGUAGAUGGAUGCGGGCACUCGGCUCUCUUCAAAGCCAUUUUAGGCGGGAACGAGGACCUGGUGCGUUUGCUCUUGGAAUAUGGUGCCGAUGUCAACCAGUCCAUUGCACUUGUCCCCGACGCAUCAAGAAUAGGGGUCACAAGUGUUGCAUCUGGCUUUGUAUGA
Colletotrichum scovillei is the source of this 573-nucleotide messenger RNA. RefSeq lists its product as uncharacterized. The record is from RefSeq and is a predicted model, not a curated record. Bases 1 to 573 code for a protein of 190 amino acids. NCBI's taxonomy places the organism in Eukaryota, Fungi, Ascomycota, Sordariomycetes, Glomerellales, Glomerellaceae. Gene Ontology annotation, molecular function: protein binding. The transcript is spliced from 2 exons.